Molecule: messenger RNA, 2359 nt
Organism: Chiloscyllium plagiosum (whitespotted bambooshark)
Lineage: Eukaryota; Metazoa; Chordata; Chondrichthyes; Orectolobiformes; Hemiscylliidae
Product: C-terminal-binding protein 1-like
Biological process (GO): regulation of transcription by RNA polymerase II
Cellular component (GO): nucleus
Molecular function (GO): transcription coregulator binding; NAD binding; oxidoreductase activity, acting on the CH-OH group of donors, NAD or NADP as acceptor
Source: RefSeq, a predicted model, not a curated record
CUGCGCGGUGACGUCGGCGCGCCGUCGGUGCGUGGUGGUCACGCGUCGAGCCUCUCGGAUGUGCGGAGCGGCAACAUUGUAGCGAGAGAUCAGCCUCGCUGUGGGAACCAACAGGAAGCAGCAUGGUUUAAGAAGCCGGAGCACUUUUUGUGAAAGGGAGGCGUUUAAGGCAAACGAGAGCUUUUGGAAAUACUGAAACCAGUGACCCUUCUCUGAUGCCUCCAGCUCUUGCAGUGGUGAACAAAGUAAUCCACCCUCAGCCAUCACUGUGCUGAUCCCUGAUCUCUAGCUGUAAUGUCUGUGCCCGUAAUGGACAAACACAAAGUAAAACGUGCGCGUCUUGAUCGGAUUUGCGAAGGUAUUCGUCCUCCGAUCUUAAAUGGCCCAAUGCACCCACGUCCUUUGGUGGCGCUGUUGGAUGGCCGGGAUUGCACUGUGGAAAUGCCAGUCCUGAAAGACGUUGCAACAGUGGCAUUCUGUGAUGCACAGUCUACUCAGGAGAUACAUGAGAAGGUACUAAAUGAAGCAGUGGGCGCCCUGAUGUACCACACCAUUACAUUAACACGAGAGGACCUAGAGAAAUUCAAAGCACUUCGAAUUAUUGUCAGGAUUGGCAGUGGCUAUGACAAUGUCGACAUCAAAUCAGCUGCAGACUUAGGGAUUGCCGUGUGCAACAUUCCCUCGUCAUCGGUGGAAGAGACAGCAGACUCCACACUGUGUCACAUUUUAAACCUUUACAGACGAUCGACAUGGCUGCACCAGACUUUGCGAGAGGGGACGAGGGUGUCGAGCGUCGAGCAGAUCAGAGAGGUUGCUGCAGGAGCAGCUCGGAUCCGCGGGGAGACUCUGGGCAUCAUUGGCCUGGGCCGUGUUGGUCAGGCAGUGGCUUUGCGGGCAAAAACGUUUGGAUUUAAUGUGAUUUUCUAUGACCCGUACCUGCCGGAUGGUGUGGAGAAGUCGCUUGGGCUCCAGAGAAUAAGCACCUUACAGGACCUGCUGGUUCACAGUGACUGUGUGACCCUGCACUGCAGCCUGAAUGAGCACAAUCACCACCUCAUCAAUGACUUCACCAUCAAACAGAUGCGUCAGGGGGCGUUCCUGGUGAACACAGCACGAGGGGGGCUGGUGGAUGAGAAAGCACUGGGCCAGGCACUGAAGGACGGACGGAUACGAGGGGCAGCUCUGGAUGUCCAUGAAUCCGAACCUUUCAGUUUUAGUCAGGGACCCCUGAAGGAUGCACCAAACCUUAUCUGCACCCCACACACAGCCUGGUACAGCGAACAGGCUUCCAUUGAAGUGCGGGAGGAGGCAGCUCGAGAGAUCCGCAGAGCUAUCACAGGCCGCAUUCCGGACACCUUAAAAAACUGUGUGAACAAAGAGUAUUUGGCAGCAGCUGCUCAGUGGACUAGCAUUGACCCGGUGGCUGUACAUCCCGAGCUGAAUGGGGCUGCUUACAGGUUUCCGAGUGGAGUGGUCGGGGUAACAGCGACAGGCAUCUCGGCUGCUGCUGUCGAAGGAAUCGUCACAGGCGCCAUCCCAAUGCAGCACGGGAUACCUUCAGUAGCCCACCCUUCACACACACCAUCCCCCAGCCAGACAUCCAAAUCAGAACCUGACAGAGAUAUCCCAGCUGACCAAUAGCAGCUCUCAAGAAGAAAAGAAAUGGCAUUCCUCACCUUUUGACCUUUAACCUUCCGCCAGGAAGUUGCCCUGAAGUUCACAGCAAAAAAAAAACUGGGACUGCAAAGUGUAGUUUGUGCAGUUAAACAGAAAGUGUGGAGGCUUUACCACAUUUCCAAUUGACGUAUGUAAUUCUGUGACUUUGUAUGAAAAGGAAAAAAACGAAACCUUGUAGUACCUCAAGUCAGCCAUGAAUGUACUCUGUCUGUGUACAGUUUUGUAGAAACCACAAAUUUGUUUAGCUGUGAAUAUACUUUUUAAAAAAAAAAGUGAAAAUAUACAGGACUUCCUACUUUUGCAUACGGAGAUGCUUUGUCAGUGCACAAGAUUCUCAGGCGAAAACUAAUAACUUCAUGAUUUUAUUGUCUUAGUUCUCUUGGUGAUUUGCCAAGUCCCUUCAGUGUCUGUGUUCACAGUGGCUGUAGCGGUUGAGGGAGACCCACUGGGCUAACGUCAGUUCUCCCAGUUACAAAACCCCAUGAAAACUGCAGUGCAUCGACGGACCCUGGUCUUCUUUCCAACUUCGCUCCCUCCCACUGCCCUCUCCAUUGUCCAACCCCCCCAUGAGAGCAAAUCCCCAGCUGUGUAUAAUGCUUCUUGGUCUGUUCAUAGUUCAGGAGAAAGUGAGGACUGCAGAUGCUGGAUAUCAGAACUGAAAAUGUGUUGCUGGAAAAGUGCA